UACCAGUUUAGUACGAAGCCGAGAGCAGCUAGAGAUCGGUCGUGUGUUCAUGUGUCGGGUCUCUCUCCACCUUUUUUUUAAACCAGAAAGAGACACUGAGGAGAGAGAGAAAGAGAAAAAUACCUUUGCAUUUAAGUCUCGAGGGGUGUGUGUGUGCGAUUCUCCGCUUGUCCACCCCAUAGAACAUCGCAUUUCCGGAUUAUCAGGCUAUCGCCAUCUUUUUUUUUUCCGCGUGGGAUAUUUGAUUGUGUUUCAUUGAGUGUGUGUGUGUCUUCAGUUACCCCAGUUGGAAUUCAGUUUGUGGCUGAUGCCCACGUUUCCUAUAAGUUUAUCCCUACCUGGAAACUGACAAUAUUAAGCCGGCGGCUGCGUUCGAUUUCAGACGCAACAGAUAUGAGGCCGUUAUCGCCAUCGACCGGACCGUAUGGCACGGAUUAUUGAGCCAUCCUUUUCGUACUGAGACAGUGCCCACGACUUCGUUCACUACCUGGUGUGUGCGUGUGUCGACUAUAAAAGAAACGGAGAAAAAAAAAGUGUGUUGAUUAUCAACGAGGCGGGUCGAAUUAUCGUGACUGUGAUUACUAUCGUUUUGACAUGAAGAAAAUGCGUUGUUGUUCAGUGACGGCGGUGGCGCUGCUGCUGUUGAUUUCAAACGUUUUGGCCGAUGGUUCCAACGAGUCGCAUCACGUGACUGUGAGGCAAGCGACUGGCGGCGGUCGAAGUAACCGCGUGACGGAUACCUUUGUAACACCCAGUCAACAGGAAUUGGAGCGAACAGGGUCUCCUCGAUCGAACGCUAAUAAGCGCGUGGAGAACAAGUACCGACCCGUUUUCUACAAAUGCGAAUCUGCCGCUUUGGAAGAAGGCAAACCACCUGGAACGGUUGUCUCCGAAGUCAAAGCGUACGACAACGACACCGAUUCGGCUGGUGAUAUCUUUUUUACCAUCUUGCGUGCUGGAUCGGAAAAAGAAUUCGAAGUCGAUCCCGUUACGGGUAGCAUUCGGAGCAGCAAGUCGUUCGAUCGAGACGAGCCGGCCCGAGAGAAAAUUGCCUACGUCACAGUCAAAGCCACAGACAGAGGCACUCCGCCGCUCGAGGCCAUUUGUACUUUCAACGUGACUAUAGGAGAUAUUAACGAUAAUGCCCCCAUGUUUGACAAAUCGGCUUAUGAUGAAUCGGUUCCGCGUGAUUUGGAAAUUAACAAGCUGGUCAUGCGUAUAGCCGCCACUGAUGUGGACGCGGGCGAAAACGCCCGCAUUUCAUACGGAUGGGAUGCCGGAUCCGGGCCAGAUGCCGACUAUUUUGACCUCGAUAAAUCCACUGGAGCUAUUCAUCUGAAAAAGAAAAUCACGCAAAACGAAGGCUACAAGUUUGCGUUGAUGGCCGUAGCUCGUGACAACGGAUCGGAACCGAUGAGUUCUCGAGUCCGAGUCAUGAUUAACGUGGCUUCUUCAAAAAUCAAGCCGCCAUUUUUCACUGAUAUACCUGAACCGGUGAGUUUGCCGGAAAACUACACGUCGUACAAGACCCCGAUCGCCACGCUAGCUGCCCAUUCCAAUAUUGCCGCACCCGAUCUCUACUUCGAGCUGGUCAAGGGACAAACGGAACAGACCAAUAGCGAUGAAACAUUCCGUAUCAACGAACGCGGCAAUUCGGUCGAUAUUCACGCAGCAAAAGCGCUCGACUACGAAAAAGUCACGCAAUACAUCCUGACUGUCCGCGUCAAAAACGAGGCUGGCGUGGCCGCUGAAACUGUGCUCACCGUCAGCGUCGAGGACGUAAAUGACGAAAUCCCGACUUUCAUGGCCGUCGACGGUGGCAGCGUGCUGGAGAAUUCGGUAGCCAAUACGUUUGUGCUGAAAGUGCAAGCCACUGACAGAGACGCCACCUACCCCAACAAUUGGGUGAGGUACGAGCUGCGCGAUUUUAAGGAUAAAUUCGAAAUCGAUCGCAACACGGGCGACAUCCGCACCAAAGUUAAACUGGAUCGUGAAGAGCGCAAAUCAUAUCCGUUGACUGUCGUUGCCUACGAUGGCAGAGAGUCGGCCUUGACGUUGGACGGAUUGCCCAAUCAGAGCGCCAAGAGGUUCCAGAUCGAAGUGGCUGACGUCAACGAUAACGCGCCUUUCUUCCCGCAAUCCGAGUACUUUGCCGAAAUCGCUGAGAACGCCGACAUCGGAGCCAAAGUCAGCGAAUUGACAGCGUUGGAUAACGACACGGAGUCUCAGCUGACUUACGAUAUCGUCAGCGGCAACGCUGGACUAGUCUUCUCCAUCGAAGCGCAAACGGGUCUACUCAAAGUCCAGCAACCGCUCGACUACGAGACAACGAAGAGCUACGAUUUGAUUGUCGAAGUGGACGAUGGCAAACAAAAGGCCACCACCAAGGUUAACGUCAAGAUUAUUAACGUCAACGACAACAAACCGCAAUUCAUGAACAACAAUCCGGAGCAUAAAUACGGCAUUGUUGAGAACACUGUGCCCAAUGGGCCCAUCGUCCGCGUGAACGCCACUGACCCUGAUUACGACCCACUAACGGCCGAGGGGCCCAUGAAAAUCACCUACACGCUCAGCGGGUCUCAUGCCGAUUCGUUUCAAAUCAAUCAGUUGGGAGAGCUGUCCAUCGUUCGUCCAUUGGAUCGCGAUUUGCCUGCCGGCCGUCGAGACUGGUCUGUCUUCGUCGUUGCUCAAGAUGAAUUAGAUGGCGUCCGCUUGGAAAACACGUUGGAAGUUGUCGUUUUCUUGGACGAUAUCAACGACAACGCUCCCUUCCUGGACAUGACCCGUGUUGUCUGGCGUGAAAAUCAACCACAAGGACGGAUCGUCCAGCUGAAUGCCAGUGACUACGACGAACCGAAGAACGGCCCUCCCUUCACCAUGAAAAUGGCCGAUACGGCCGAAGACGUUGUCAAAACGGCUUUCCGUAUUGAGGGAUCCCCAACUUCUUCCUGGUCGUUGAUGGCCACGAGAACGUUUGAUCGUGAAGAACGGAAGGAAUAUGCCGUGCCGAUUGUCAUUAGUGACAGCGGCCAGCCGGCUUCCUUGACCGCCACGUCGACACUGACGGUAGUGAUUGGAGACGAAAACGACAACCCCAUGUCUGACGGUUCCAGUUCUAUCCUCGUCUACAAUUAUCGUAACUCGCUGCCCGAUACGGAAAUCGGUCGAGUCUUUGUCCAGGAUGCCGAUGAUUGGGAUUUGCCGGACAAAACAUUUGCCUGGUCGUCCAACGCUAUUCCGCCUCCGUAUUUCACAGUCACGGCAUUCGGUGGUUUCAUCACGAUGCGUACCCGCACGCCACCCGGCGUCUACCCACUCAAAUUCCACGUACGCGACAAUGUGCGUCAGGAGGAAGCUGACGCCACGGUUACCGUCACGGUCCAAGAGAUUACCGAGGAGGCGGUCCGGCGUUCCGGUUCGAUCCGGUUGAGCGGCGUUGACCAGGAAGAAUUCAUUAAAGACACACCCAGCAAGAAGGACCUGCUGCGCCAGAAGGUGGCUGAAUACGUUGGCGCCCUAGAAGAGAACGUCGAUGUCUUUACGGUCAUGAGCAGCUCGCCUUCACGCAACCACAGCGUCGAUGUCCGGUAUUCCGCUCACGGUUCUCCUUAUUACGACCCGGUGAAGCUCAAUGGCUUGACGGCCGCCCAUCAAGCCGAAUUGGAGCGUUUGCUGGACGCUGAAGUUCUCAUGUUUGGCAUUGAUGAGUGUCUGUAUGAGAAGAAUCCCGUCUGCUCCGAAGGUAGCUGCUCUAAUCGACUGGUCAUCUCAGACCAACAGCCCUACCGCGUGGCCACCAAUACGUCCACUUUCGUCGGUGUCGACGCUCGAAUUGUCCCGGAAUGCGUCUGCUUGGCCGACGAGUACCUUUCGUCCUCGUCUUGUUCGGCUACCUCGUGUCUCAAUGGUGGAACAUGCACUGGAGACGCUUCGCGCCCUUGUCGCUGCCCCGACGGAUUCCAGGGACCGAGAUGCGAAGGACUCGAUGUUUCUUUCGGUGGAACUGGUUGGGCCUGGUACGAUCCUCUUCCAACCUGCGCCUCCGGUUACCUGUCUCUGACUUUGAUCGCCCAGACGGGCAACGGGCUCAUACUUUACUCUGGGCCGACUGCUGUACCACCUGAUACGAGCGUAUCUGAUUUCUUGGCUCUUGAGCUCCGAGAAGGUUCUCCUGUUCUCUACCUCGACCUCGGCUCUGGGACGAAACGUCUUGAAUUGCCUGACCGUUCGCGUAACUUGGUGGACGGCAAAGCCCACGACCUGGAAAUUAGCUGGAAUCAGCGAUCCGUCCAAAUGAGACUGGGCCAGUGCAGUGAUGGACAGCCGUACUGUUCAGCUUCCUCUGGUUUGGUUGGUUCUAAUGAAUACCUCAACGUCAACGGACCUCUUCAAGUGGGCGGCAUCACUGCCGACCUCCAGAAACUUCGGUUAGCUCUCAAUUGGGGCUCCAUUCCCACCGAUAUUGGUUACUCCGGUUGCAUUCAAAACUUGACCUUCAAUGGCCUCACUUACAACCUCUACGAUCCUGGAUAUUUCAGAAACGCUACACCUUCGUGCGCCGGCGUAGUCUUGCCCGUCCAAACGGGCGGCUUUGGCUGGGAAUUGAUUAUCGCCUUACUUGUUAGCCUUUUAGUCUUGAUGAUUCUCAUCCUGGUGUUUGUGGCGUACCGGCGACGAAACCGCAAAGACAAGCCCAAAGAUUUCCACGACGACAUCCGUGAAAACAUCAUCAACUAUUCUGAUGAAGGUGGCGGCGAAGGAGACAUGACCGGCUACGAUUUGUCCGUUUUGCGGAUGACGCCAGAUGGUAAACCGCUCAUUGGUCGCAGCGACGACUAUGGCAAGUUGCUCAAGGACGAAGAUUUGAGGCCGAAACGCGCAGCUCCUGGACAAGUGCCAGACAUUAGCCAAUUUUUGGACGACAAUAAAGGGCGUGUUGAUCGCGAUCCCGACGGCUUGGCCUAUGACGAUUUACGUCAUUACGCAUAUGAAGGAGAUGGAAAUUCUAUGGGUUCCCUUUCCUCGUUGGCUUCGGGAACGGACGACGGCGAUUUAGAUUUCGAGUGCUUGUCGGACUUUGGUCCGCGUUUUAAGAAAUUGGCCGAUAUGUACGGCGAUCAUUCUAGCGAAAGCGAAGACGGAGAGGACGGACAACAAGGCGGCCAAUCGGGCAGCGAGUCUUGGUGCUGAUUCUACUUUAUAUUAAAAAAAAAGAGCUUAACGAGGCAACUUUUUUUUCCAUCCCCCCCAAUUCCAGUCUCUUUUAUAUUAAAAAAAAAUCGAAAUAGGAAAAAGAAAAAGAAAAGAUGACAAUUAAUCCAAUGACAAAAUGCGUUAAAUCCAACAAGAGAGGACCAAACUGCCCGGCAGUCACAAAAGCGGAUGCUAUGCAACAUUUGUGUUUGUUUUUUUCUUAAUUAUUCGGUGCGUUGUACAAGACGUUGUGUGAUCUCACAGCUCGUGUGUUGGCACUGUUGUUGGAUUUUGUUGUUUGUCUGGACGGAUGUGACCGUUUUGAUGCUCGUCCGUAAUGACCAUCAAUUCCCCUCCCCCCUCUCUCUCUCCCUCGAAAGAAAGUCUUUCUUGAAUAUGACUUGUAUAGAAUUUUCUAAAUGCGUCUGGAACAAAGAGUUUAAAUUGAUUCGUGCCUCGCCGUCAAGAGGAAGAAAAAAAAAAUAAUAGUAACAUUUUUUGGAGUUAUACAGUAGCCUGUAUGUUAAUACAGCUAGUCAUCAGAUUGGUACACCGCGCUGCCCCCCUCCACAACUCUUCCCAAUUGUAAUACAGAAUGAUUUUUGUUUUCUCUCCCUUCUCGAGCAAAUGCCAAUGUUUGUCUGUCGCCAUUUCACUUUAAUAAUCUUUUUUGAUUGAAAACGUGUUCUUUUUUUUUCACGGUCUUUAACUAAUUGAUUCGUUUUGUUAUCUUUACACAAGUUUUUUCACACAACACACAACCAGAUGCCCUUUGAGUGCCUUUCACCUGCACAUGAUUUUUUCGUAUACUCGCGCGCAUUUUCUUGUUCGUGAAGACACAAACAAAAAAAUCCAUUCGACAUUUGUCGAACGUUAUGCCAAUUUUCUUGUAUCUAUUUGCGGAAAAAAAAAUGCAGAAAUAAAAUAAAAAAUCGUGGUGUUGAAAAA
This is a messenger RNA of Daphnia carinata, 6141 nucleotides long. RefSeq names its product DE-cadherin-like (gene shg). Bases 595 to 5190 code for a protein of 1531 amino acids. The record is from RefSeq and is a predicted model, not a curated record. Gene Ontology annotation, molecular function: cadherin binding; calcium ion binding. The transcript is spliced from 10 exons. Lineage: Eukaryota; Metazoa; Arthropoda; Branchiopoda; Diplostraca; Daphniidae. Gene Ontology annotation, cellular component: plasma membrane; catenin complex; adherens junction. Gene Ontology annotation, biological process: homophilic cell-cell adhesion; multicellular organism development; cell morphogenesis.